Molecule: messenger RNA, 1417 nt
Organism: Oryza brachyantha (malo sina)
Lineage: Eukaryota; Viridiplantae; Streptophyta; Magnoliopsida; Poales; Poaceae
Product: zinc finger protein GIS2-like
Exons: 4
Coding region: 407-1180 (257 amino acids)
Molecular function (GO): zinc ion binding; nucleic acid binding
Source: RefSeq, a predicted model, not a curated record
UUCUUCGCGCGAGGUUUCGUGCGGUUAGUGUAGGCAUUACGUUGCUCGGAGUAUCCGCAAUCCGUUCGCUAUUACCGAUGUGGUCGCUCAUCUCUCGUCCCCUAGGUUUCUUUCGCCGGAUGCUUGUGGAUGUUUGUAGCGGUGUGCAUGUUGGUGCGAUGGGAGCAUAGGUUGUGGAGUAGUCGAAGAGGGAGGAGGGGAGCAUAAGUUGAGGAAUUGUAGAAGCACCAAUUUUGCAAGAACGUGUUAUGCUGAAGUGGUUGUAGUAUGGUUGUUGAAUCAGGAAGGAAGGAAGGAAGGAAGAAGGGAGGGUUGUGACAGGUUGUGGGAGUCUUGGAGGUGCUGGUUUUGUGGUGUGGUGUCGCAGUUUGGUGGGAGCUUGGAGAUUUAGAAGGAAGGGUUGACGAUGAGCAGCCGCAGCCCACCGCCAAAGGACCGCAGAAUUCGUACUGAGCGUACCUCUUACCGUGAUGCGCCAUACCGGAGAGACAACCGCCGUGGUCCUAGCAGAUUCCCUAAUGAUUUGUGCAACAAUUGUAAGCGUCCAGGACAUUUUGCUAGAGAUUGUCCAAAUGUGGCUCUCUGCCAUGCCUGUGGACUUCCAGGGCACAUUGCAGCAGAGUGUUCUUCCAAAGACCUCUGCUGGAAUUGCAAAGAGCCUGGUCAUAUGGCUAACAGCUGCCCUAAUGAAGGGAUAUGCCGUAACUGUGGCAAGUCAGGUCACAUUGCAAGAGACUGCACGGCUCCACCAAUGCUGCCAGGUGAAAUGAGGCUUUGCAGCAACUGCUACAAACCGGGGCACCUUGCUGCGGAAUGCACCAAUGAGAAGGCCUGCAACAACUGUAGGAAGAGUGGCCAUCUUGCUCGAAACUGCCCCAACGAGCCUGUCUGCAACCUAUGCAACAUCGCAGGACAUUUGGCUCGAGAGUGCCCCAAAUCUGAAACUAUCAAUGAGAGGGGCGGUCCUCCUCCCUUCCGUGGCGGCGGUCCUCCUCCUCCCUUCCGUGGUGGAUAUAGUGAUGUGAUCUGCCGGGCUUGCAACCAGGUUGGCCAUAUGAGCCGUGAUUGCAUGGCAGGUGCCUUCAUGAUCUGCCACAACUGCGGUGGCCGUGGUCACAUGGCUUAUGAGUGCCCAUCUGGGAGGCUUAUGGACCGGUUCCCCCCUCCUCGCCGUUAUUGAGUGAUAUCCAAAGUGCUCUAUCAGAUGACUCUUCCUUCCUUGGGACCAGCUUAUGAAUAAUCAUUAUCCUGUGCUUUAUGGCUUAAGAAUGGUAGUGGAUCUCAGAUACUUCAGUUUUUCGUAGUUUGUCAGUUUACUUGUAAUUGUGGGAUCCGCCGUUUAACUGAGACACUCCAUUGAUCGUUGAGGAUGAAUUCCAUAUGGGCUACUUGUUUUGAUGCCUACAAACUUCAAAUU